This is a messenger RNA of Cuscuta campestris, 2985 nucleotides long. The record is from the annotation of a GenBank genome assembly. Lineage: Eukaryota; Viridiplantae; Streptophyta; Magnoliopsida; Solanales; Convolvulaceae.
GUAAAAAACAAGAAUUUUUUUUUUUUUUUUAAAUCUUAUCUAAGUAAGAUUCCAAGUAAAAAACAAGAAUAGUCUUUAUUUCCGGGUAGAGAUUUGACUGCUACGGAGGAGUAUUUGCUACACAGAUGGAUCGCUGCUGCUUCACCCCGUGACGUUAUUGUCUAUAUUCUGAGUAGGGGAUGUGUGGUUGCGGACAGUACCGUGGAAUAUAGUUGACGGCGGAAGUGGUCGAUAGUUGCAGCUGGUGGACAGUAUUUGUGGCGGUUGCCGGUUGUGGUGGGUGCGGAUUGUACACACACUCACACAUUCAAGAGCAAUUAGGAUUGAUCUUUUCACAUACUGUAUGUUUAUGGAUCCUCGAUUCACUGGCUUUGCAGAGCAAGAAGAUCAAUCCCUUGUUUCAACCUUUCUGCAAUCUUUGGAUACUCCUCAAAAUGACUCUUUAGCAGCUCUGGGUUUUUCUGAUAACCCUUGGACCACACUUGGUCCCAACCAUGGCCAUUUUGUUCCACCUGCAGAUUUGGAUUCCCCAGAUGCCGAUGACCCUAUGUCCAAGGGUCCACCUGCAGAUUUGGACUCCCCAGAUGAUGAUGAUGACCCUGUGUCCAAGUACCUCAGCCAAAUACUAUUGGAGGAGAACAUCGCUCUGGGUUUUUCUGAUAACCCUUGGACCACACUUGGUCCCAACCAUGGCCAUUUUGUUCCACCUGCAGAUUUGGAUUCCCCAGAUGCCGAUGACCCUAUGUCCAAGGGUCCACCUGCAGAUUUGGACUCCCCAGAUGAUGAUGAUGACCCUGUGUCCAAGUACCUCAGCCAAAUACUAUUGGAGGAGAACAUCGGUGAGAAGCCAAGUAUGUUCCAUGAUGCAGUUUCUCUUCAAGCUGCCGAUGAUGACUUCUCAAGCUCCCAUGAUAAGAGCCAACUUUCACCUCAUCAAUCCCAAGUUAGCCAUAAUAACCCAGAAAGCUCAGGCAACAUAUAUGAGAAUUCGAAUACAAGCAAUGGCACCAUUGAUUCUCUAAAUACAAAUAAUAUCCAAGUAUCAGAUGUCAGUAAGCUUGGAAAUAUGUUUGGUGACACAGAGGCCAUACUAAAUUUCAAGAGAGGAAUGGAGGAAGCCAGUAAAUUCCUGCCCGCUAAUAAUGAAUUCGUUAUUGAUUUCGAUAGAUACCCAUUGCCUCAAAAGACAGUUGAGUUGCCUAGGGAUAAUGCUAUAAACAAGGUAAGGAAUACUGAGAUUGACAACAAUUCACUUAGAGGAAAGAAGCAUCAGCAUCCCGAUCAUGGCUAUGAGUUUGAAGAAGAGAGGAGCAGCAAGUUAUCUGCGGUUUAUGGGGAAGAACAGUUAUCACAGAUGUUUGAUGAGGUUUUGCUGUCUGAUAGUAAUGAGAAAAAUCGUGUGAAGAAUAUUCAAUGCUCACCUGAAGUAGGUGGCAAGGGCAGGCCUCGUAAUGGUGGGAAACGACAUCCUAAUAAGCAGCAGCAGGGAGAUACAACAAGUGAAGCGGUCGAUAUGCAUACUCUUUUGAUAAGAUGUGCACAAUCGGUUGCCACUGACGAUCACAAGUCUGCAAAUGAACAAUUAAAACAGAUCCGGAAGCACUGUUUGGUCAACGGCGAUGCAGAUCAGAGGGUGGCAUUUAUAUUAGCAAACAGCCUUGAGGCGCGUUUGGCUGGCACGGGGACCCUCCUCUUUAAGUCCCUAACCCCUAAAGGAAUCACAGCUUUUGACAAGUUAAAAGGAUACCAGGUUUACAUGUCCGCAAUUCCUUUUAAGAGGACAGCAACAGACUUCGCAAAUACAAUGAUUUACAUGGUCUCAUUGGAAGCCAAAGCGCUACAUGUCAUCGAUUUCGGCAUUCAUUACGGUUUCCAAUGGCCCAUCCUUCUCCAGCAUCUUUCGAACAGGCCAGGUGGGCCUCCUACACUCCGUAUGACCGGAAUCGAUUAUCCCAAACCUGGUUUUCGUCCAGCGGAAUUGAUAGAAGAGACCGGGCGCCGCUUGGCAGAUUAUUGUGAACGCUUUGGCAUACCAUUCAAGUACAAUGCCAUAGCGACACGAAAUUGGGAGACGAUUAGAAUUGAAGAUUUGAAGCUUGGUGAUGAUGAGAUGGUUGCCGUGAAUUGCUCAUUCCGGUUUAAAGACGUGCUUGAUUAUAAGGUGGUUAUGGAGGAUAGUCCUCGUGAUGCCGUCCUCAGGCUAAUCAGGAAAGUGAACCCAAGGAUUUAUGUGCAAGCUGUUGUAAACGCAGCUUAUGGCACGCCAUUCUUUGCUUCUCGGUUCCGUGAUGCUCUCUACCACUACUAUUCCUUCUUUGAUAUUUUCGAAACUUUAUUUCCCCGUAACGAUCCGCAGAGGCUCCAACUUGAGCAUGAUAUCUUUGGGCGGGAGGCGUUGAAUGUGGUUGCAUGUGAGGGCACGGCAAGGGUUGUGAGGCCUGAGACAUACAAGCAGUGGCAGAUAAGGAAUGCCAGAGCUGGGUUCAAACUUCUUCCAUUGAACCCAGAACUGAUGGCCAGGCUGAGGAAAAAGGUGAAGACAGGGUACCACAAAGAGUUUGUGUUUGAUGAAGACGGCGGUUGGAUGGUGCAGGGAUGGAAGGGGAGGGUUCUCACCGCUAGCUCCUGUUGGGUGCCUGUGUAGAAUGAAAGAAAAGCGGCAUGCUUCAUAUGACACCGGUGUAUGAAAAUAUGAAAUGGUGGUCCCAACUACGAGCGUAUAUUGUGCAUCACUCAACUCGUUGACAAAGGUGUAUUAAACUUCUCGUAUGCUAAGGAAAUCCAAUUACAUAAAAUACCUUGAUAAUAGUAAAAUCACCAACUGGCAAAUGCUUUCAAUUGUAAUAGCAAAAGUUGAUAGACAAUGAUCUUUGAUCAUAAGUUUCUUUGUAUGGUUAAGUUUGAAAAUGCAAAAAGUAAGGCAUUUAAUUUUUCAAGCCUAAUUAUUUUAAAAACAUGAUAAAAUAAUAAAGAGGAUUUAAAUUU